Molecule: messenger RNA, 660 nt
Organism: Oldenlandia corymbosa var. corymbosa
Lineage: Eukaryota; Viridiplantae; Streptophyta; Magnoliopsida; Gentianales; Rubiaceae
Source: the annotation of a GenBank genome assembly
AUGUUGGAACAGUUAAUUAUUUUCACCAGAGGGGGGUUAAUCCUGUGGACAUUUAAGGAGCUAGGAAUUGCUCUGAAAGGAUCGCCAUUUGGUACCCUAAUUAGGUGUUGUCUCUUGGGGGAUCAAUCAGGUGCUUCAUCAUACAACUACGAAAUAACAUCUGGGCCUUCCUACACUCUCAAAUGGACAUUCAACAACGAUCUAGGGCUCGUGUUCGCCGCAGUUUAUCAGCGGAUUCUCCAUCUAAUGUACAUGGAUGAUUUGCUGGAGAUGCAGCUUAAGAAAGAAUCCGAGGAUCGCGCCGAGAAAGCCAGGAAACCUAAGCAGCCUGCGAAGGUUAGCGCCGGCAUAAGUAAUGUGGUUAUGGGUAAGAGAGCUGCUGAUGAAGGUAAACAAAAAAAGAGUGAUGAUGAGGGUAAGGAUGGUAAGAAGUCUAAAUUUAAUGCACUCGAAGACGGGCAUUCCAAUGGCGAUCGUGUCGCGAAAGUGGAAGUAGCUGCAGAAAAAUAUGAUAAUGGUGAUGGAAAUCGGAGUUCUACUACUAUGGCUUUUGACAGAGAUAAGCUGAAGAAGCUGCGAGGAGGAGGAGGCAAAGCUGCAAAAGAAAACUACAAAGUGUCCCAAGGAGGCCAUCAAGAAAGUGCCGAGCGUUUGGAAUGA